Messenger RNA from Oryzias melastigma (Indian medaka), 2416 nucleotides. Its product is annotated as E3 ubiquitin-protein ligase pellino homolog 1. The transcript is spliced from 7 exons. Gene Ontology annotation, molecular function: protein binding; ubiquitin protein ligase activity. The coding region runs from base 358 to 1629 and encodes 423 amino acids. NCBI's taxonomy places the organism in Eukaryota, Metazoa, Chordata, Actinopteri, Beloniformes, Adrianichthyidae. The record is from RefSeq and is a predicted model, not a curated record. Gene Ontology annotation, biological process: regulation of Toll signaling pathway; protein K48-linked ubiquitination.
GCGUGUUGAACCGCCCGUCAACACCAAGAAGAAGAACAGGAACGAGGCAGAAACUUAAAGCAGCUCAAAGGGAAAAAAGGACAAGUCGACGGAGUUUGUUUAGUUUUUUUGUCUUUCUCAUGGUGGCGUUGUUUUUAAAAGUAGCUGCUAAUAGAAAAAUAAUAUAUUUAAACUCACUUUUUUUUUUAUAAUUGAAGCACUGUCUUUGUUCCUCGAAGAAAUUUGUGGUUGGACUAUUCUUUUUUUUAACUUAGGUAAACUAUGUACCUGAGCUUGAUGGAGAUGCUUUGAUGGUGACGCCAGAGCUGCACGUCGUGAGAAAGUCCUCAUACUUUCUUCGCCGAGAAGGCCGCACAGAUGUUCUCACAGGGUCAGGAAAACAUCGCCACCUCCAAGGUGUCCACCAAAGCACUGGUCAAAUAUGGAGAGCUCAUCGUUCUGGGAUGUAACGGCUCUCUGCCUGGCGGCGAAAAAGGGAGGCAGAAAAGUCGCUUCGCACUAUGUCCCAGGAAUAAGGCCAACGGCGUCAAGCCCAGCACAGUCCACACAUCCAGCACGCCACAGGCUGCCAAGGCUGUCAGCAACAAGGAGCAGCACAGUAUUUCAUACACUCUCUCACGAGUGCACACAGUGGUGGUGGAGUACACACAUGACAGCAACACCGACAUGUUCCAGAUCGGUCGUUCCACAGAGAGUCCCAUUGACUUUGUGGUGAUUGACACGGUGCCUGGAGGGCAGAUCCUCGCUGAAAACCAAACCAAUCAGAGCACCAUCUCCCGCUUCGCCUGCCGCAUCAUCUGCCAGAGAAACCCUCCCUACUCUGCUCGGAUCUACGCCGCAGGCUUCGACUCUUCCAAGAACAUCUUCCUCGGGGAGAAGGCAGCCAAGUGGAGGAUGCGGGAUGGUCAGAUGGAUGGACUGACCACCAACGGCGUGCUGGUGAUGCAUCCUCACAACGGCUUCAGUCAGGACUCCAAACCUGGUUUGUGGAGGGAAAUCUCUGUGUGCGGCAACGUCUUCUCGCUCCGGGAGACCAGAUCAUCACAGCAUAGAGAGAAGAUGGUGGAAUCUGAGUCCAACGAGCUGGUGGAUGGCUCUCUGAUUGACCUCUGCGGCGCCACGCUGCUGUGGCGCACGGCGGAGGGACUUGCCCGCACUCCCACCAUCAAACACCUGGAGGCACUACGGCAGGAACUGAACGCCGGCCGGCCUCAGUGCCCCGUGGGUUUCAACACUCUGGCGUUCCCAAGUCUCCGACACAAAGCCGUGGUGGUGGAGAAACAGCCCUGGGUGUAUCUGCGCUGCGGCCACGUGCACGGUUACCACGGCUGGGUGGGGCGCCGCAGCCCUGCAGACGAGGCGGACCAUCAGGAGUGGGAGUGUCCCAUGUGUCGGGCGAGGGGGCCCUACGUGCCGUUGUGGCUGGGCUGUGAGCCGGGUUUCUACGUGGACGCGGAACCCCCCACCCACGCCUUCGUCCCGUGCGGGCACGUCUGCUCUGAAAAGACAACGGCGUACUGGAGUCAGAUCCCGCUGCCGCACGGCACGCACGCCUGCCCGUUCUGCAUCAGCCCGCUGAACGCAGACACGCCCUGCAUCAGACUCAUCUUCCAAAGCCCACUGGACUAGAACGCUCCUGUGACUUCACAGCGUUAACCAACAAAGGGAGGGGUUUUAACUCCAGCUUUUCAAAAUAAGUGCAUUUAUCUAGUAGAUUCCUGACAGAUUUUUUUUAUUUCUAUUUAACUCCGUUAGCAGGUGGAAGUCCUUUUUGACAACAAAACUGAAAAAGUUGUCGUUGCAUUCUUCUAUUUAUUCUUGUGCCUCUUUGGAACAGUUUUGUGAAUCGGUUGAACAGCAGUUACCUUACCUGUGUUUUUCCUUAACAUCUGACUCAAAACCUAUUUUCUGGAAAACACUGGCGUCGAAAAACUGUGAAAUGUGACUCAAAACUCUGGGAUCUUCUUUCUCUGAAAUCAGGUGAACUGUUGCCUAAUCUGUGCAUUCAUUUUACUUGUGCUAUUAUGACCUUAAUUAAAGCAAAAGUGCUUUGUGGGAAACGUUUGAAGCUGCUUGUAACAGGAAGUAUCUAAACAGGAUUUUUUUUGUUUUAUUCCAACCAAAUCAAAAGUGUAAAAGUGCCCUUUAGCGCCCCCAUGAGGUCAUUCCUGCUACUUAUCAAUUUCAUUUAACUGACUGUUUCUUCUCUAGUUCAGCUUUUUUAACCGAGUAAUUACAUUUUUUUUAGCUAAACCAACACCUCUUGACUUAACCACUAGGUAACAGACUUAUUUGUCCUUUUAUCAUUAUAGUGCAUUUCAUGUAUGACUCUUGGUUUGUUAUCACAUCUAUGCAGUUUUGCUUCAGACUGUUUUUGUACCAAUGGAAACAAUAAAAAACACUGCUGAGGUUUUGA